AUGGCGUUUAAAGGUAGAUUGGCUGCUUUAUAUGGUUCAUUAGAUGAGAUCAAUGAAAAAUUAUCUAUUAAUGAUACUCAUAUAGUUUUGAGUGGUGGUGAUGGGGUCGUUUUGCAACAGAGAUGGAUUGGUAGUGUCGAUGUUGAUGGUGUGGAUUUGGAUUUCCAAGGUAGGAUUACUUGGAGAGGUCCUGACACUCACUGUAUUGAUGAAAGUAAUGUCAUUGAACCUAAGCUAGCAAAGGGACUGACUGUUUAUGUAGAUAGAAAUAGUGGUGGUAAAUCUGAAAGAAGCAGUGGAGGGUUAAAAGGUUAUCCGUUGGUGGAUUCUGUGGUUUACAAGUCUUAUCAUGAGGAUGGGGAAGAAUUUAGAAUUAAGGAUUUCUUACCUGACUCGGUAGAUUUGGGAUUUGUCGAUUGGGAUAAGUCUAAAGAUUAUGAUAUUUCGAUUACAAACUCUACUAUUCAAAUUGUUGAAUAUUCUAGAUUGAUUGGGAACGAUACGUUUACUUACGGUAAGUUGAGUGGUACUGAUAAAGUAGAAGCAGGUCUUUUUUAUGCAGAUGCUCAAGACGAGCAAGAUAUCAACUUAACAGGUGUAAGGUGUACUUGGGAUGAUGAUGAUAACCAAUUAGAAGGUUGUCAAAAGACAAUGUUAUUUUAUAACCCUGCUCAUAUCAACUUGGCAGACAAGAUUGGUGAUGAUACUAAUCAACAGAUCUUAGAUAUAGAAUCCCCAAUUGGCUUGCAUCCAAAAUUAUUGAUAGAUUUAAGAAAUCAAACUAAUUCUGGGAAAAACUGUAAAUAUUUUCUAUAUUCACAAUUGCCUUUGCAAUUAUUUGUUGAUAAAUUCCAAUCGGAUCCAGUGGUGCUAUUUGGUGAACAUGAUUUGGAAUUACCAGAUUACAAACUAAAAUCAUCAUGGGGUUCAGAAGUAUUGUUUGCAUUAGAAAACGAUAAAUUAAAUGAAAUUACAUUGCAUUCAAGAUAUGUUGAACCUGUAGAAGGUGGUGGUUAUUUAAACGUGGGUUUCAAUCCAGCUGUUUUCCUUGCAUGUGAUUCAGGUAACGAUAACAUUAAGCAAAAUCCAUUUUACUCAAAAGGUUUAGGUUUUGAAUCGUUUUUCACUGAUGAUACCAUCUUUAAGCAUAUUGCAAAUAAAGAUAUUACGGUUCCAAUUCCAAGACCAGAUACAGAAGUGUAUCAGACUGUGACAACGAUUACAUCUGUUUGUCUCAUAGUAUCUAUGAUUUAUCUUUUUAGAAAACUAUUCGGCAGAGUUGAACCCUCUGUCAAGUCAGAGACAAAGGAAAAUUCAGAAAAAUAA
Vanderwaltozyma polyspora DSM 70294 is the source of this 1326-nucleotide messenger RNA. It is a transcript of the gene PBN1, whose product is annotated as Pbn1p. The coding region runs from base 1 to 1326 and encodes 441 amino acids. The transcript has a single exon. The record is from RefSeq and is a predicted model, not a curated record. Gene Ontology annotation, molecular function: mannosyltransferase activity. Gene Ontology annotation, cellular component: glycosylphosphatidylinositol-mannosyltransferase I complex; endoplasmic reticulum membrane. Lineage: Eukaryota; Fungi; Ascomycota; Saccharomycetes; Saccharomycetales; Saccharomycetaceae. Gene Ontology annotation, biological process: GPI anchor biosynthetic process; protein processing.